UUCAAUUCCUUUAAUAUUCCAAAUCAAAAGUAGACUAUUUCUCAAUUAGCCUAAUAUUAGAAUGAGUGUUCAAAUUCUUCCUUUUUUCUUCUAAGGAUAUAACACACACACACAUUUUUCAACAAUAACUUCUGUAGUUAGACCUGCACUGUAGCAUUGCUUUUGGCUGAUACUACUGCUUUAGAUGUUUCCAAUAGAAUGUUACUUUGAAAUAAACAAAGUAAAAACGGAUCGAGAUGAAGAGGUCAAGGCGAGAGCAUUUACUCCGCCCAAAAUAUGUCUGCGUGAGAUAAGCCCAUUUUUUUCAAAUUACUUUAGGAUUAUGAUCGAAUAGAAGUUUCGUAAUGUUUAAGCUUUUACAAAUGUACUGAUAUAAGUGGAUGCAUGUGGCAUUCCGGAAACUUUGAGAAAAAUUCGGUUUAUUUGUGCGUGGUGUUCACACGCGUACCUCCUCUGUCAUUGGCUAGAAUGGUCCCACCUGAUCUUGCCUGUCUUCAUUCGUUGAGCACAUGUAUUUCCAUUGAGUGGUCACUCGGCUCUCUUGUCAAUAUAAUAAAUACUCUUUGCUUUAGGUCAUGUGUAUGAGUGGGCUCGUCUUCAAAUGACCCGCCUAGUUCCUGUUGAAAUUCUAAAGGUGAUUGGCUACGCUCUGUGAGGGUGGAUUUCACUGACGCAUUCCGUUUGGAACAAUAAAUAGAGCGACCAAGGAUCCUUCCAGUUUACAAGUCUGAGAAGACGCAUGAAGAAGUUCUUGCUUCAACAGUGAUUGAACGGAACUCCUCUGCCUUCGUCCAGCAUUAUCGAACAUUCCGGAUUGAUAACAUAUCACUGACUUGAACUAUAAUAGCAAAAUACUCUAAGAAACUCUACCUUUAAUUUUGAUAUAAAGAAUCUGCCGAGAUGGAGUCUCAGAUCCGCCAGAACUAUCACCACGAUUGCGAAGCUGCCAUCAACCGGAUGAUCAACUUGGAGAUGUUUGCCUCCUACACCUACACCUCAAUGGCUUUCUAUUUCUCCCGUGACGAUGUGGCUCUGCCUGGCUUCGCGCAUUUCUUCAAGGAGAACAGCGAUGAGGAGCGGGAGCACGCGGAGAAGCUACUCUCCUUCCAGAACAAGCGAGGUGGACGCAUUUUACUCCAGGACAUCAAGAAGCCAGAACGUGAUGAGUGGGGCAAUGGGCUGGAGGCCAUGCGGUGUGCUCUGCAGCUGGAGAAGAAUGUGAACCAAGCCCUGCUGGACCUGCACAAGAUUGCCUCAGACAAGGUUGACCCCCAUCUGUGUGACUUCCUGGAGACCCAUUACCUGAAUGAGCAGGUGGAGGCCAUUAAGAAGCUGGGAGACCACAUCACCAACCUCACCAAGAUGGAUGCUGUCAACAACAAGAUGGCAGAGUACCUGUUUGACAAGCACACCCUGGGAGACCAGAGCUAAACCACUUCCAUCCCCAGGCUACGUUCUCCAGCCUCAGACCAGGACUCCUGGCUUUUCUGAUCGAUCCUGCUGGCUUUGCAUUUGUAGGGAGGGGAGUGUUAAACUAGUGCAGUGCAACACAGCUGUAACAUUGGUGUUUUUGUUGACCAUACUACUGUAUUGGAGGCAAGGCAUCUUGUAAAACAAUAAAACGUUUCACUUAA
Molecule: messenger RNA, 1634 nt
Organism: Oncorhynchus kisutch (coho salmon)
Lineage: Eukaryota; Metazoa; Chordata; Actinopteri; Salmoniformes; Salmonidae
Product: ferritin, middle subunit-like
Exons: 4
Coding region: 901-1431 (176 amino acids)
Biological process (GO): intracellular iron ion homeostasis; iron ion transport
Cellular component (GO): cytoplasm
Molecular function (GO): ferric iron binding; ferrous iron binding
Source: RefSeq, a predicted model, not a curated record